Xyrauchen texanus (razorback sucker) is the source of this 926-nucleotide messenger RNA. RefSeq names its product E3 ubiquitin-protein ligase RNF182-like. The transcript is spliced from 2 exons. Bases 153 to 926 code for a protein of 257 amino acids. Lineage: Eukaryota; Metazoa; Chordata; Actinopteri; Cypriniformes; Catostomidae. The record is from RefSeq and is a predicted model, not a curated record.
AAGGGUGAGAGAGAUAUGAAAACAGUUGCACCAGAGAGCACUGUGGAACAGUGGAGUAUCACUUAAACAAACAAUCAAAGGACAACUAAAUAACUUAAACAACCCUGGAGGAGCCAGAGCCAGAGACUGCACAGCACGAGCAUGAUGCCACGAUGAGCUGUGCUCAGGCUGGACCAGAGGAGAACUCCUCUUAUGCCAGUGCAAAUACUAACACAAGCCUCAACAGCACCACCAGCGAUGAGUUGGAGUGCAAAAUCUGCUACCAGCGCUACAAUGAACACAGCCGCAAGCCCAAGAUUUUGGAUUGCCUGCACCGUGUGUGCGCCAGAUGCCUCAACAAGAUCCUGGACAUGGGGGACGGCUCCAGCUGCAUCAGCUGCCCUUUCUGCCGUCAUGAGACACAGGUCAGCGAGUACGAAGUGGCCGGACUGCCCGAUGACUCAAACAUCAUGUCCCGUCUGGCGCUGCGGGACAAGUCCUGGAGCUCUGACCACAGUAAGGAGGUGGUGCUGACACCCAAAAGCCUGUCCUCCAAUGACAGCCCCUCCCAUGACUCCUCCAACUGCCUGGUCAUCACCAUCAUGGAGGUGCAACGGGACCAGCAGCGCUCACCCAGCCAAAAUGCCAGUUCUGAUUACUAUGGUGACCACAGUUUGGACUCUGUCUCCGUGGCAUCCAACAGUGCCGCGGUGGACCAAGACACACUGUCCAAGUUUUGUAAUCAUGUGCCGCGGGUCUUAGUUUGGCUGUUAGGAUUUUUCUACUUUGGUUCGCUGCCGCUGGGCAUCUACUUGCUAGUGAUCCAGAGAGUGACUCUGGGGAUUGUGUGUGUGAGCCUGGUACCGUCCAGCCUCACAGUCUGUCUGGUCUAUGGCUUCUGCCAGUGUCUGUGCCAGGGCAUGUGCGAUUGCUCCAACAGGGGUUGA